Messenger RNA from Histoplasma mississippiense, 1872 nucleotides. RefSeq lists its product with no specific name. NCBI's taxonomy places the organism in Eukaryota, Fungi, Ascomycota, Eurotiomycetes, Onygenales, Ajellomycetaceae. The transcript is spliced from 7 exons. Gene Ontology annotation, cellular component: nucleus. The record is from RefSeq and is a predicted model, not a curated record. The coding region runs from base 1 to 1872 and encodes 623 amino acids. Gene Ontology annotation, molecular function: DNA binding.
AUGCCACCCAACGAAGCAAUUAUAGAGCAAGCGAUCGCUCAAUUGAAUCGACAAUUGAUUCCUAAAUAUGCUGAGGUUGCAAAGGAAUUCGGAAUCAAUCGCGUUACCUUGAUGCGGCGGUUCAAAGGUCAACAGGUCUCCAGAACAGAGGCAACAUCAAUCUACUGUCAGAAUCUCACGAAUACUGAAGAACAAUGCCUCCUAUUUCAUAUUAAUCAGUUAUCCAAUCACGGCUUCCCUGUGACACCUCAAAUACUGCGCAAUUUUGUAUUAGAGAUCACCAAAAUGCAAGAGAAGAUCAAGCAGUAUAAUAUCCUACCUCAGAACACCUACAAUUUCGAUGAAAAAGGCUUUCUUCUUGACCUCCUUCAUACCCUCAAGCGAAUCGUUUCUAUAGAAGCUCUCAAACGGAAGCAUACAAUUGGAGCAGUGCAGAAUGGCAGUAGAGAAUUCAUUUCUCUACUUGCUGGUAUUUGUACAGAUGGAACUACAAUUCCACCUGCACUCAUUUACCGCGGGGAAUCAAGAGAUAUGCAAGAUACGUGGCUUGAAGAUUUUGAUCCUAAAAAGGAUCAGGCAUACUUCGCUGCUUCAGAAAAUGGAUGGAGUAAUGAUGAAUAUGGGUUAACCUGGCUGAAACAGGUGUUUGAUCCUCAUACAAAGCAAAAAGCAAGAAAUCAUUACCGCCUGCUUAUAUUAGAUGGCCAUUCAUCUCAUAUAAAUAUGGCAUUCAUUGAUUAUGCGGAUCAGAAUCGAAUUUUGCUUGCUAUUCUUCCUCCCCACUCUACACACCGUUUACAGCCGCUAGAUGUUGGAAUAUAUGGCCCACUUGCAAAGGCAUAUUCAGAUCAACUAGAUUCCUAUACACGUUCUGGCUAUGGCUUUAUUCGGACUACAAAGCGAGAUUUUUGGCGAUUAUUUCGUGCUGCAUGGGAAAUCUCUACAACUGCGGAAAAUAUCAAAUCUGCCUUCAUGGCCACUGGCAUACAUCCUAUAGAUCCUGCCCGCGUUCUCAAAAAGAUUCAACCACGUCCACUUACACCCCCGGAACUGCUUCAGCAGCUUGAUAUUAAAAAAAUUCUCCGUGCUGGGGAGAAUAUUGCUCUGGACAGAGAGGUUCUCUUAAUAGAGAAUAAGAAUCUUCAGACUGCUCUAAAUAAUGAGAGAAGGCGACGCAAACGGGGUAAGUGUAUGGGGUUGCUUAAUCCAUCAAAUCCCUCACUUGCUCAAUUCUUUUCUCCCACAAAGGUGCAGGCCGCGAGGGAGCAAGCAGAUGCUAAUGAAACUGCGAAAAUCGAUGAUCAGGCACGCAAGGAGGAUAUGAAGCUUCAACAAGCGAUUCUUCAUGAGCAAAAGCAGGCAGAGCUCAUGGAGCGGAAGGAACAAUGUGAGAAGGAAUGUUUAGAAGCUGCUCAACACCAUGAGGAGGCCAAAGCUGCAGCUGCAGCUAAACAUUGUAUAGAGAAGCAACGCACAGUUGGCAAAGAAGGCACUCACGGAGGCCUCAAAGAGGCCUACAAGAAGAUCAACAAGCGCUUUUUGGAGUUCGUUGGGUGGAUGAGUUCGUUGGGUGGAAGAAACAAAUCCGCGCUAUUCACAAAUCAGACCACGAAUGAACCAGCGGCGGUCGAUCUAUCAUCUACUGAUUGCAUCCCAGGCAUAAGGAAUAGUACCGCUUUCAUGAGCAUGGACAUUGCUAUUGCAAGUCAACCCUUUUGGCUGACAAUUUGCCAAUCGGCUUCUCAAAUCGACAUCAUGUCAACAAGAUCAACACCUGCGGCACAGGGUUGUGCAUCCCUAAAUGGGGAGAAUGACGGCAAGCUCCUCCCAUAUCCACGUUAUCCAGCGAAAGGGGGAGAUGAUGAAAGUUAG